AUGUCCGACACACCUCCCACAGCAGCUGCUGAAGGCAAAUCCUCAUCCCAAACAAAUCUCAUCGAUGUCCAACAUGUUGGUGUUACCGCAAAGCUGCAUUCACCUCUGCAGGAUCUGCUAUUAAAUUAUAGCUCCUCAACAGAAAAUGAGCAACGAGAAUCGAUUUAUCAGCCAACCAGAAAUACGACAACAAAAUAUAAUAAAUUUUCAAAUGAAUCGGCAGCCAAUGGAACCGCAUCCGAUUCUACACUAACAGAUCAAUCGAAAAUUCUCUAUGAAAUGAGAACGGAUUUGAAAUCCGGCAAGAAGAAUAAAAAAUCGACAAUGACUCCGACAAAAAUCGAAUUUCAAUUAUAUAAACAAAAGGCGAAGAAGAAGAAAACAAAAUCGGAGAAGACCAAGAGGAAACUUUUUGAAACAAAAGAGAAGAAAAACCAAAAAUCUUCCACGAUUUUCGAAAAUUUACGCCACUCCUUUGGACAAAUGAAAGCCAAACAGCAACCACAACAGCCUUCAGUGCCCACCGACAAAAUAUUCGACAAUUUAUCCAAUCUGAAUUUCCAACCAGAAAAAGAAGUUCGCAUUGGCAUCUAUCCCUUUGACCAUGGCAAUGCAGAAUAUUUACAAACCCAUGAUUGUCCACCGCACAUUCACUCCUUGGCCUUGGCCGAACGUACCAACGAUUUGGCCACAAAAUUUUGGGCGGAAUUUUUUGGUAGCCUUCAUAUUGGAGUUGCUUUUGUUGUUGCCUUUAUCCUACAAUGUUAUCGCUUCGUUUUAUAUUCCCUGGUGAAUACCCUGAUGGUGGGCCUACUCCACAUGACAGCGGAUUAUUUUUUGAAACCUCUGCUAACCGUGACCUUUAAUGGGUUCCUCCAACCCCCUAUGAUAUUUUUAUUUAAUUUUUUAUCAUCAUGGAGAGAUAUUUUGGAACCCAUUUCGGAUACUUUGAAUAAUUUUAUGAAACCUCUCGGCACAGUGGCGCGAAGUUUACGUUUGGUGCAUGUCACCUAUAAUAAGAAAAAUAUUACAAAGAAUGUUUAA
This is a messenger RNA of Musca vetustissima, 1044 nucleotides long. RefSeq lists its product as uncharacterized. The record is from RefSeq and is a predicted model, not a curated record. NCBI's taxonomy places the organism in Eukaryota, Metazoa, Arthropoda, Insecta, Diptera, Muscidae. The transcript has a single exon. Bases 1 to 1044 code for a protein of 347 amino acids.